AUGUGGAGUCGUGUUCUGGAAGCAGUCAAGCGAGACGGUUUCGAUCUCAAGUUCAUUGAGGUAGCUGGACCAGAUCACGUCGUGCCCACGCGUGUAUACGAGCAGUUUGGAUGGGAUUUCGACAUCUACAGAACCAUCUUGAGCAAUGCAGGAAGAGAGUUUGAUCUUCUUCAGCCUAGAGGGCAGCUCGAGAGAAUGCGUGGAUAUGGGUUCUGGGAGGACGUCAUCGACUUUACCAAAGCCACGAACCCGAUAACCGACAAUACAAACUCGGAGCACGAGAUAGCCGAGGAGAGAGCCAUUGACCGCAAGUCUCGCUUCACGCUACUCUUACCUCCAUCGACUGUUGGGGCAACUGAGCAGCCACAUGAAAAGGAUGAUCGCGUCGAGGACGCGGACAAAGAACUAGUCACAGUCACCGACAAUCUCUCUGGAACACACAUAUCAGCAGAUGGUUCUGAUGCAUACGAGAAGGUGGUACACGGUAGCGACAUCGUUCCCGAGGGACGGAAAAUCAAAGUCUGCCAACGGAUUGGGGACUCGGAAACCUGGGUUCGCUUCGUUCCAGCGGAUGCCCCGCCCUUGAUAUUCAGCUCAACCAGGAUUCGGCGUAUUCUGGAAGGAGGCUUUCUGCAGGAUGGGAAUCUGGGGGGAACCAGUUGGACGCGAAGCAUGCUGGAGGAUGAGGCCAUUGAUAGUGUCAAGGAGAUGGUCCUGCAUCCGGAGGUGCUGGCAAGGAUUAUGCUCCAACGACAUGGAAUUGAAAGGCUUGAUGAAGCUUGA
Molecule: messenger RNA, 783 nt
Organism: Colletotrichum fioriniae
Lineage: Eukaryota; Fungi; Ascomycota; Sordariomycetes; Glomerellales; Glomerellaceae
Source: RefSeq, a predicted model, not a curated record